CUGAGACCGUUAACAAUCCGAUGACUGUGAUUGUCAGUCAAAAUCGAAGGUGACAUGACUCGCUGCUCGUCUCUCCACUGGGCACGAAAAUACACAGGAAAUGACAAUCAAAGGUCCUCUUGCUGUUUUGUUCUUUUUGCUGAUGGCUGCGGUCAGUGCUACAGAAGACAGCGGCUCAUGUUAUGGAAUAAGCCCUGGCACUAUAGUGGGUAUUAUAUUUGCUGAUGUUGCCCUGACGGUCCUGGUUGUUAGUACCACAUACUGGUAUGCCAGCAAACGCAGACAAAAGAGGGAAAACGCUGAUGAAGUCUACAUGAAUGUCAGAGCAAACUGCAAAUCAUGAAGAUCUUUGGAAGACUGACAUGAACAAUUCAUUCAAUAAGAUUUUUUUCUGACAUGAUGUAAUUAAAUAUGAGGUUAAUAUCAUUUAUGCCAUGUAAAUAAGAGAUAGUGUAUUAUGCAAUGUUUAUGUCAUGAACAAAUCAGCAUGGGUAUUUAUGUAAUUUCAAACCUGUAUAAAUGACUUUGUUCCGAUGAAUAUAAAGAUAUUUGGAAGAAUGUUAGAAAUUUUCAGUUCAACAUUGUUGAACAUUCAGUUCGGGACAUUGUUGACUACCAUAGUAGGAAGAAUUAAAUCGUAGUCAAUGGUGCCUGAGAACUCUUUGUUUUCCUAAAUUCUUCAAAAUAUCUCAUUAUGUGUUCAACAGAACAAAAAAAUACAAUCUUUUUUUCCUACUAUGGUAGUGGAUGAAGUCCCAGAACUGAAAAUUGCUAACAUUCUUCCAAAUAUCUUUCUCUGUGUUCAUUGGAACAAUGACAUUUAUACAGGUUUGAAACAACUUGCGGGUGAGUAAAUGAUGACAGAUUUUUCAUUUUUGGAUGAACUAUCCCUUUUAGCAUAAAAUGAAAGGAUCAGAACUAGCAAACCAUUCAAUGCCUUAACAGCAAUAAAUAUAUAACCUUGCCUUUUUGUGGCUAAUUUAGGUGCCAUCUUUUUAUCCUACUGAGGUGAGUUUUUUUCUUGGGAGAUUAUAAGAAACCUUUGUUCUUCUAUUUUUGUAAAAAAAAAUGUUGUGGGUCCUUGUCAGAACAAGACUCUAUAUAGACCCCUUAUUUCACACAUGUCUAGAACAGAUUUAUUAGAUAAGGAAGUCUAUACUUUAAUCUGUAUCUGCCUCAUCCUUUUAGCACAAGCCAUUGAUAACAUUUGGCUUUAAGUUUCUAUAUUGCAUGUGUUUAGUGCAGUGCUGGAAAUGGCCGAAAUUCUGGACAGACUCUAGUCUGGACAUAGUUUCUAAUAUUAAACCACACAGGCCAUAACGUUGAUAAAAGAUAGAAAUCCUGUACUUUGCUUUGUGGAACUCCCCCUUAAAGUUCUUAAAAUUCACAGGUUAGACUGUAGACUGUAACAUUUACAGCCCUGGAAAAUGCAGAUAUAUAUAUGCAGUUUGACAAUUGUGUUAUCUAAUGAUCUUAUACUGUUGCAGUCAAUUCUCUUCUUAUCUGAUAACUGACCACAAGAAGAGACUGUUUCUGGCUGCUGAUCUGCCUCAUCUCUUUUAUGUGCCUAUAAGUGUUGGCAAAGACAAAAGCCAUUAACAAAACUUGGCUUCUGUCAUUGGUGUGUUUGUGUCUUUGUACAUCUGUGUUGUUAUGUUGCUAUUGUGACCAAUGAGUGUAGUGAGUGCUCUGGAAUCUCCUGGAAAUUCCUUGGUCCAAAACAAGCACAGGACUGUGACUCUUUACAUAAAAAGAAGAACAACAAAGAAAAGACUCCGCACAAGGGAAUUUUUACCACAUAAAUGACUUCUUUAGUUAUAUGCAGACUCACACGGAAUCUACAUACUGUUUCUUUUAUGCCAUUGCAAUAAAGAAUAUCACACUUCUGUA
This is a messenger RNA of Triplophysa rosa, 1890 nucleotides long. It is a transcript of the gene hcst, whose product is annotated as hematopoietic cell signal transducer. The transcript has 5 exons. The record is from RefSeq and is a predicted model, not a curated record. Gene Ontology annotation, biological process: regulation of immune response; positive regulation of phosphatidylinositol 3-kinase/protein kinase B signal transduction. Gene Ontology annotation, cellular component: membrane. The coding region runs from base 101 to 343 and encodes 80 amino acids. NCBI's taxonomy places the organism in Eukaryota, Metazoa, Chordata, Actinopteri, Cypriniformes, Nemacheilidae. Gene Ontology annotation, molecular function: signaling receptor binding; phosphatidylinositol 3-kinase binding.